Molecule: messenger RNA, 2298 nt
Organism: Closterium sp. Naga37s-1
Lineage: Eukaryota; Viridiplantae; Streptophyta; Zygnematophyceae; Desmidiales; Closteriaceae
Source: the annotation of a GenBank genome assembly
AUGGCUCUCGUGUGCUCCGCUCCGCCGCCUCCUCCACGCUUCGCCAGUUACACUCCUCCUCGGUGCCGGUGCCAGUGGCCGGGGAAGAAGGGGAAAGAGAGUGUGGGGAAAGAGAGUGUGGGGAAAGAGAGUGUGGGGAAAGAGAGUGUGGGGAAAGAGAGUGUGGGGAAAGAGAGUGUGGGGAAAGAGAGUGUGCCGGCGAGCAGAGGAGAAGAAGGGGAAGGAGAGGUUGUGAAUGGGGCACACGGUGUCAAGGAGUGGGCGCAAGCAGCAAGAGGAGGGCAUUUAGCAGCGGGAACGGAGAAGGGAAGCUGUUUGCAAGAUGGGGGAUAUUAUCCCUUUCAUCCCCCACACUUCAGAUACGCCUAUCCUCCCCCGUCUGCUGCUGCCAUCAUCAACAUUGCGUUUGCACUCAUCGCCACUCCUCGCCUCUACACACAGGUGCUCCAUUUGAUGAACAAGAUGAGCCUGCCCCCCCCCUUUGGCCCAGUCAUCCUCUCCUCAUCCUUGCAGCCCACCGCACUGCACCCCGCUGUACCGCAGCCAGUGCCUCCCUCCCUGGCGCCUCUCCCUCCGCAUGCUCCACGUUUCCGUCACCCUACCCCCUUCCCUCCUCCCACUCCCUACUCUCCCGCGCUCUCUCCCUUCCCUCCACCUCCCUUGCACCGUCCACUCGCCCCACUCUCUAGUAACCCCCCUCCCUCUCACCCCCACCUUCAGUCUUACACCACCUCCAUCCCCUUAGAUUCGAGGCCUCAGGUCCCUCAAAGCACGCUUCCACCCGCUGUUGCUGACAAUGCCCCUUCCUCCGCCCCCCACCCCAACACAAGCCGCCGCUUUGAGACGCCCUCACAGCCCCUCAGAGCGCAAUCGCCCCUGCCAGCAGCUGCAGCAGCUGCAGCAGCAGCAGCAGCAGCAGCAGCAGCAGCAGCAGCAGCAGCAGCAGCAGCAGCAGCACCACCACCACCACCACCACCUUCCACCCCAUCCAAUGCAAGUCCUGGGACGUCUCGAAGCACCCUUCCACCCUCCACUGCUGUCAAUGCCCCUCCCUCCUCCUCCCAACCCAUCACAAGCCAUCUUGAGACUCCCUCACAGCCCCUUACAGCACAGUCGCCCCUACCAGCAGUAGCAGCAGCUAGAGCAUGCUUCUCCACCCCAUUAGAUGCCAGUCCCGGCACGCGGGCCCUGAACUCUACACUUAAAGCCCCGCAAACAAUCCAGCUGCGUCCAGAGAAGAAGAAGAAGCCGCGAACAAGGUGGGAUCACGAAAACAAGCUGACAGAAAGCAACGCUGCAGUGACAGGCCAAGAGGUUGGCGUGGCAGUGACAGGCCAAGAUGUGAUGACAAUGGGGAGGCAAAAGGAGAGCGGUGCGGUGGCACAGGGAGAUGUAGAUUCGGACGAGGUUCUGGGGAGGCAGGGGGAGAGCGGUGCUGGAGGUGGAGUUGUUGUGCUGGAGCGGUGCAGUGCAGUGGCACAGGGAGAUGUAGAUUCGGACGAGGUGCUGGGGAGGCAGCAGGAGAGUGGCGCUGGAGGUUGGGGUCGAGGCUCCCUGGCACGGGGAGAGUUAGAUUUGGACAAGGUGGAGGGGAGGACUUUUGAGGCGCCUCAAAAGGCACAAGGAGAUGUAGAUUCGGACGAGGUGGAGGGGAGGCGGGGGGAUGGAGUGGGUUUGGAAGGAGGGGAGAAGGAGCACACAAACCAGGGCAGGGAAAAGUGGGCAACAGGGGGAGUCAAGGAGAUCAGCACAGUGGCACAGGGAGAUGUAGAUUCGGACGAGGUGGAGGGGAGGCAGCAGGAUGGAGUGAGUUUGGAAGGAGGGACAGAGAUAGAGCACGCAAAUGAGAGCAGGGAAAAGCGGGCGACUGAUGUGGGGGAGGUUGGGGCGAAGGCAGAGGAGGAAGGUGUGGGGGGAACGGAGAGGGGAGCGGUGGGGGAGAAGGUUGGUGGAAGAGGGAUGACAGGGACGAGCAGCUUGGCGGAUGGGUGUAAUGGUGUGGCGAAGGGGAGGUAUGAGGCGGAUUUGAGAGGGGAGAGUGGUGAGGACAGGGCUACACUGGAGGAGCUGAGGAGAGAGCAGCUGACAAGGGAGCAGUUGCUGGAGUGUGCUUCGUAUAAGAACUACAAGAGGGGUUUUGCGCGCCCUCCAGCGAGCGUUCGCACUCAGCUGGCGAAGAUUGAGAAGAACGACGUGUUCCUGGGAACGUACCAGGGGUCGCUCUAUGCUGAGCUGGACCACGUGGACGGCGCCGACAAGAUGUCAGACGGCUAUGCCUACCUGGCAGUCUACAAGUAA